Scheffersomyces stipitis CBS 6054 is the source of this 3621-nucleotide messenger RNA. RefSeq lists its product as uncharacterized. Gene Ontology annotation, cellular component: cytoplasm. NCBI's taxonomy places the organism in Eukaryota, Fungi, Ascomycota, Pichiomycetes, Serinales, Debaryomycetaceae. The transcript has a single exon. The coding region runs from base 1 to 3621 and encodes 1206 amino acids. The record is from RefSeq and is a predicted model, not a curated record. Gene Ontology annotation, biological process: chromatin remodeling.
AUGUCCGUUCAAAGCGACCGUGAGUUGCAAAUUGGAUCAAAAGAUCCAGAAGAUUCGACUCGACGAGUCUCGUUACCCCCAGCAUCUUAUGACGAAACCACAAAGACUUUAUCCAUACUGCUCUUCCAAAAGAUCAAACCGAUUUCUAUAGAGCUCUCAAAUAUAGGAUUGCUAGAUACACCAGCUUUUAAUAGCCAAUUCCGUCGAUUGGCCGAGGUGUUGGAAUCAGAACAUGAAGUUCUAGACAGUCAUUAUAAAGAAAAUACUAAGAGUUCCCAAAAUUUAAUACCUUAUCAUCUUUCGCCAAACUUGGCUGAUUACAUAUUUUUCCCAUUAUCGAAUAUCCUCAAGCAGCCAGCAAUUGAUGAUCGUAUUACUACAUCAAUUUUAAAAAUAAUAGGCUUUCUAGUCGAACAUAUAUGGAGCUACAAGUUCGACGAGAAGUUUGUGGAUGAAUUGCUAUCUAUUGUGUUGUUCCUUUCUGGUGCCAAUUCUAGCCCUUCUAGUGGAUCGAAACCAAUUGAGUUUAGAGCAGCAGCUGUAGAUUGCCUUGCUAUGAUAUUGAAAUCCGUACCAAACGACUACUUUGUUGAAACAGCUAAUGUCAAGAGAAUGUCAUUGUUAGGCAAUUCAAUUAGCUUCUUCUUGGAUAACAUCACUUGGGCCACAAAUCCAAGGUCUCAGGAAGAAAACAACUUGCUUAUAAAUAAUCUUGAUAUUCUUGUUAAUACGGCUACCUUUAAGAUGUCUUCAGACCAAUUGGCCCAUGUUCUUCCUGGGAUGGUGUCGAACUUGACUAACUUCUUUACCCAGUCUAAGAAUUUGCACUAUACCGUGAUAGUAAAAGUGGUAGAAGCCUUGAAAGUGAUCAUAAUCAAAGUGUUCAACGACAAGACCCUUAAUGUUCUGUACAAGGAUGUUCGACAAAUAGACAAUUUGGAAGCAGUAAAUGAACUAUGGAGCCAAGAAACCGAUGAAGAUGUUCCUACUAACAGGAUAAAGAUCGAGAUACCCUCCAAAACAGGAAUUAGAAACACAGCAUGGCUCCAAGCAACUUCAAAACAACUCAAACUUUCACUAAUUGUUUUUUUCAAGACUCUCUUGGUGACCUCUAGCAACAAUAAGCUGAAAGUGCAAACCAAGAACUUGUUAGCAGAGGCGAUCUACAAAUUCUCUGAUGCUAUAAUGGAAAACUCAUUUUUGUCUCUUUUCAAUGAAGUCGUGCCACUUUCUCUCGAUAUGCUUGCUACAACAAUAUCUCUUGUCGCGACGAAUGUUGAAGAAGAGAAUACCAGCAUAGCCAAUGUUGUGAAACAAGUGGGUAUUUUGAUUUCAGCUAAUAGAGAAAACUGUUCACUUUUUUUCAAUCAGAUCAAGUCUAAGUUAGAUGACUUGAUUACGAACAAACUUACUUCCGUGAUUCUCUCUGUUGAUGAUGAGAAGAUCAACUCAUAUUUAGUUUGUAUCAAGCUUCAUUUGCUGCUUUUGAAUAAUCUUUCAAAAUCUGCUUAUAAUGUUCAUGAAGCUGUACUGAGUAACAAGAAGAAUAUUAUGGUUCUUCUCAGCAAGAGUUUGAAAGAAAGUUAUAUUCAGAAUAGUCAACAAAAAGACAACACUAACGAUCUCUUGAAGAUGCUCAGUGGAAGUCAAACAGAGGAAGGAUUUUCUAACAAACUAGAUAACGUAGAAUUACCUCCAAACAUCGAUUCCAAAAAGAUUACAAAAAUACGACCGGAUCAAAAUAGAGAAAAUGUUUCCGAGCUGUACUCAUCCAAUUUGAUGCUUUUGUCAAACAAAUGGAGUGAAGAUUCUGUGACAAGAAGCGAACCUCAAUACUACUUCUCUACUCUAUAUUCCAACACAAUCGAAGAAAAGUUUGCUGGGCUUAUUCAAUUUAUAGCUGCUCUAGCAGAUGAUGAUGAAAAUGAACAGACAGGACAGUUAGAAUUGGUGGAGUCUCUUUUUGAUGAGGAGAGCGAAAAGAACACUUUGGACAGAGGAAUCGCAUUAUGGGUAGCCAACAACUUUUUCAUUAACCAGAAGUCGUCGAGGAAUAAGAUCAAUAUGAACGAUUAUAUUAUUCUUGAAAAUGACUCCGAUGAAGAAGAUGAGUUGGAAGAAAUGUCGUAUCUAUUGGUCAGCAAGUCUCAAGACUUGAUUAAUGAUACCUCUUUUGAACUUGCCAAUGCUGGAAUUUCUGGGAACAGUUUGAAAGUUAACGAAAUGUCGUACUCGAUAGCCUUAGAUACCAUUGGAAUUCUUUCAAGCAAAUUACCUUUGGAAGAGUUUAGAUCGAACUUCCUCAGAGACUUCUUGUAUUCUCUACUAGAGGCAUUGACAUUUCGAUCAAACACACUCAUUCAAUCGCAUGCUCAGACAGCUGUCGGGUUUAUUCUCAAGAAUUACUAUAACGACUCGUUAGAGUCGUUGAUACUUGAUAACCUGGACUACUUGAUAGAUAACAUCAGCUUAAGACUAACUGUUCCAAGCAAUUUUGUACCAACUCUUCCCGGUAUCUUAUUGAUCAUUAUAAAAGUAGCUGGUCAGAGCCUCCUUGAGAUGAACCAACUCAAUGACGUCUUGUCAGAGAUGUUUGUAAUUAUCGAUUCGUACCACGGAUACUCGAUUAUUGUAGAAGGUUUGUUUAUGGUUUUUGAAGAAGUCACCAAGCAAGUGAAAGAAAGAUACCUCUCACAAAACAGUCUUCAAAUAGAAUUAGAUCCCGACCUCAAUACUUCAAGCUAUAAACCAUGGGGAUUGACUAGUGUUAAGCAGGUGUUGAAAUUAUUGAGCGAUUCAGCCAAAUUGACUGAACCAUUUGAGUCAUAUGAUUCGACAAAGGAAUACUUCAAAAGAAAACCAGAUACUCCUUUUUCAGAGCAAGCUGCAGAUUCUGACGAUGAUGAUGACGAUGAACAAGAACCUGACGUUGCAGAAGAAGAAAAAUGGCCAUCACCUGUUCCUGAAAAUACCUACUUUCUUGUGCAAAGGAUAUUCAAUUACGGAUUUGUAGUGUUGUCUCAGAAAUCAACCAGCAUGAAGUUGCAGGUGUUGAAGACUUUGAAACAGACUUAUCCGAUUUUGACUACCAACUACAAGUUGGUGUUGGUGAUCUUAACUAAGAACUGGCCCAUUCUCUUGACGUUGAUCAGUGGGUCCAGCAGCUUGUCUGUCUUCCAAGAUGUUCAUGAAGGUGUCCUACCAGAACUGGAAGCUCUAAUUGUUCCAGCUUUGGAGUUUGUUAUAGAGAUCGUGAAGGAAGAUGGUGAUAGAGAGAAUUUCCUAGGAAAUAAAUUCAUAGAGUCCUGGGAGUUUCUCAUCAACCAUUCGCCCAUUUUCGGCCGUCUUCGCAAGAGAGAUAGUUUCAGCUUGAACAGUAAGCUGAAACAGAUAAGUAGGAUCGAACAACAAUUAACUACGACGCGGUUGAAUCCAAAAGUCAAUGAUCUUCUUGUGACUUACUUAAUCACAGGCCUCAACUGCUAUGAGAGGACAGUAUCUGACUUGGUGCGUUUGGAUAUUGUUAGAGUGUGUUAUAGAAUGGGCAUACCAUCCGACAUGAAGUUGAGCAGAGACGUCAGGAAUACGUUGUGGAUAGUGAAGAACGAGGACGACAACUAG